Messenger RNA from Caenorhabditis bovis, 732 nucleotides. The record is from the annotation of a GenBank genome assembly. Lineage: Eukaryota; Metazoa; Nematoda; Chromadorea; Rhabditida; Rhabditidae.
AUGAUUGAUGAGACUAGAAGUGGCUUUCAGAAUUUCCCGGUCAGCAUUGUCAAUAUUCAGUCGACGGGACAGCGAAUCAUUGUGUCGGACGCGCAGGAAUCGGUGCACUUUUUGCGCUAUCGAAAACGGGAUAACCAAUUGGUGAUUUUUGCCGAUGACACAACGCCACGCUAUGUGUCGUGUGUUUGCGUGCUCGAUUAUCACACGGUGGCGAUUGGCGACAAAUUUGGCAAUUUGGCGAUUGUGCGCCUUCCCGAGAAGGUCAACGAGGAUGUUCAGGAGGAUCCGACCGCCUCGAAAUCAAUGUGGGAUCGCGGAUAUUUGAAUGGAGCAUCGCAGAAGGUUGAUUUGGUGGCGAAUUUUUAUGUCGGCGACAUGAUCACCAGCCUUCAGAAGACUUCACUAGUGCCAGGCGCCAAUGAGGCUUUGGUGUACACGACGAUUGGCGGAGCGAUCGGAUGCCUUGUUAGCUUUAUGUCGAAAGAUGAAGCCGAUUUCUUCACGAAUUUGGAGAUGCAUGUGCGAAGCGAGUAUCCGCCGUUGUGCGGUCGCGAUCAUCUUGCCUAUCGUUCGUAUUAUGCGCCGUGCAAGAGCGUGAUCGAUGGUGAUCUUUGCGAACAGUUUAGCAUGAUGGAAGUGCAACAGCAGAAGGAGGUUGCCGAAGAGUUGGGAAGGACUGUUAGUGAGAUCUCGAAGAAGCUUGAGGAUAUUCGCACAAGAUACGCGUUCUAA